Peromyscus eremicus (cactus mouse) is the source of this 1963-nucleotide messenger RNA. It is a transcript of the gene Pde12, whose product is annotated as phosphodiesterase 12. The record is from RefSeq and is a predicted model, not a curated record. The transcript is spliced from 3 exons. Gene Ontology annotation, molecular function: 3'-5'-RNA exonuclease activity. Gene Ontology annotation, cellular component: mitochondrion. Gene Ontology annotation, biological process: nuclear-transcribed mRNA catabolic process, deadenylation-dependent decay. NCBI's taxonomy places the organism in Eukaryota, Metazoa, Chordata, Mammalia, Rodentia, Cricetidae. The coding region runs from base 137 to 1963 and encodes 608 amino acids.
CUCCCGCCACGCCUUCUGCUCGCCGCCGACCGGAAGUCCCUGUUCUGAAUGGGUCUGGAGCCGGUGGCCGCCGCUCCUCCGUGUGGGCUCCGCGCCGCGCGACUCUGGAUCUCGGAUCCCGCCGGCCGCUAGGUUCAUGUGGAGGCUCCCAGGCCGCGCCGCGCUUCGUCGGGCCCGGUCGGUGGUGGAGCCGUGCAGCCGGGCCGAGGCAGCGACCGACGAGACGGUGCGCGCCAUGGAGCGCGCUGUGGUGCGCUGUGUGCCCUCGGAGCCCAAGCUCAGCCUGUCGUUCGCGCUGGCCGACGGCAGCCACAAGAACAUGCAGCGCGACCAGAGCGAGCCCCUGGGCCGGGCCCUCAGCCGGAUCGCUACCAACGCCCUGAAGGGCCACGCUAAGGUCGCCGCUGCCAAGAAGAACAGGAAGAACCGGGCCCACUCGAGCGGCGGCGCGGCCUGCGCGGCGACGGGGCCCGAGCCGGCCGCGGCCUGCGAGCCGGUGGUGAAGCUCUACUACCGAGAGGAGGCCGUGGCGGAGGAUGUGCUCAACGUGGAUGCCUGGCAGGACGGCGCGGUGCUGCAGAUCGGCGACGUCAAGUACAAGGUAGAGCGCAACCCGCCUGCCUUCACGGAGCUGCAGUUGCCGCGCUACAUCAUGGCCGGCUUCCCGGUGUGCCCGAAGCUCAGCCUGGAAUUUGGGGAUUCCGCCAGCUCCGUCUUCCGCUGGUACAAAGAAGUCCGACCCGGUGCGGCAGAGCCCGGGGACAGCGGCCUCGCGUCCUCGUCUCACGCUUUGCCGUCUUCCGCUUGGACCGAGACGGGCGUCGACGAGCGCGUCUACACCCCGUGCAAUGCCGACAUCGGGCUCCGGCUCAAGCUCCGCUGCACCCCGGGCAAUGGGCAGCGCUUCGGGCCAAGCCGCGAGCUGGAAAGCGUGUGUCCGGUGGAGGCCGGGCCUGGCACCUGCACUUUCGACCACCGACAUCUGUACACCAAGAAGGUGACGGAGGACUCCUUCAUCCGUACUGUCUCCUACAACAUCCUGGCAGACACGUACGCCCAGACUGAGUUCUCUCGGACAGUCCUGUACCCGUACUGUGCCCCCUACGCCCUGGAGCUUGACUACCGCCAGAACCUUAUCCAGAAGGAGCUCACGGGCUACAACGCAGACCUCAUCUGUUUGCAGGAGGUGGACCGCGCAGUGUUCUCCGACAGCUUGGUACCGGCCCUGGAGGCCUUCGGGCUGGAGGGCGUGUUUCGAAUCAAACAGCACGAAGGCCUGGCCACUUUCUACCGGAAGUCAAAGUUUACCCUCCUUAGCCAACACGACAUUUCUUUUCAAGAAGCCUUGGAGUCGGACCCCCUGCACAAAGAACUACUAGAGAGACUGGCUUUGAACCCUCUAGCGCAGGAGAAGGUACUCCAGAGAUCGUCUGUCCUUCAGAUUUCAGUUCUUCAGUCUACAAAGGACUCUUCUAAAAAGAUAUGUGUUGCUAAUACCCAUCUCUACUGGCACCCAAAAGGUGGAUACAUUCGUCUGAUUCAAAUGGCAGUAGCUUUGGUUCACAUUAGACAUGUUUCAUGUGACCUGUAUCCUGGCAUACCAGUUAUAUUUUGUGGAGACUUUAAUAGUACACCAUCAACAGGAAUGUAUCAUUUUGUCAUCAAUGGCAGCAUUACAGAGGAUCAUGAAGACUGGGCUUCCAAUGGGGAAGAGGAAAGAUGCAACAUGUCUCUCACACACCUUUUCAAACUGAAAAGUGCUUGUGGUGAACCUGCUUACACAAAUUAUGUUGGUGGCUUUCACGGAUGUCUAGAUUACAUUUUCAUUGACUUAAAUGCUUUAGAGGUUGAACAGGUGAUACCGUUACCUAGUCAUGAAGAAGUUACCACCCACCAGGCCUUACCUAGUGUUUCUCAUCCUUCUGAUCACAUAGCACUGGUAUGUGAUUUAAAAUGGAAAUAG